CAGAAGGCCACAAAGGACCAGUAACAGAGGCCCACCAGGGAUAAGGCUCCGCGCGCCGCCGCCUCCUUCCUCCAUCCUCCGCCGCCGCUUUCUCCAGCCGCCGCCACAACCUCCUCUGCCCACAGAGGAGAAGAGGGGGAGGAGGAGGAGGAGGCGGCGGGACUACAAAGCGCCAGGGGAGCCGGGGACCCAACCGCCGCCACGUCUCCUUCCGGAGAGCCCGGCGACACCGCCUCCGCUCUCCUGAGCCUCCCGCCACCGUUUCCGGGGCAAGCGGCAUAUCAACAUCCGGGGCCGCGGAGCCAUCCGCCUACGGAAACCGGGACGUUGGCCGGGACUGUCUAGACACUGCAUCCUCGCGGAGUAGACCUUAUUCUGCGGCGUACAGGAAGAGGGCUCCCGGAGGCCUGGCUUCGAACCUACUUUUUCAGCAGAGAGGCGGAGGUGCGGCGCGUUGACUUGUCAGCAGAAUGGAUUUUACCGAGUCUUAUUCUGACACAUGCUCUGCGGUUGGACUUGCUGCCAGAGAAGGCAAUGUCAAAGUCUUAAGGAAAUUGCUCAAAAAGGGACGUAGUAUUGAUGUUGCUGAUAACAGGGGAUGGAUGCCAGUUCAUGAAGCAGCAUAUCACAACUCUGUAGAAUGUUUGCGGAUGUUAAUUCAUGCAGAUUCAUGUGAAAAUUACAUUAAGACAAAGACUUUUGAGGGCUUCUGUGCACUACAUCUUGCUGCAAGUCAGGGACAUUGGAAGAUCAUACAGAUUCUUUUAGAAGCUGGAGCAGAUCCUAAUAUAACUACUUUAGAGGAAACCACACCACUGUUUUUAGCUGUUGAAAAUGGACAGAUAGAUGUGUUAAGGCUGUUGCUUCAACAUGGAGCAAAUGUUAAUGGAUCUCAUUCUAUGUGUGGAUGGAACGCCUUGCACCAGGCCUCUUUUCAGGAAAAUGCUGAGAUCAUAAAAUUGCUUCUUAAAAAAGGAGCAAACAAGGAAUGCCAGGAUGAUUUUGGAAUCACACCUUUAUUUGUGGCUGCUCAGUAUGGCAAGCUAGAAAGCUUGAGCAUACUUAUUUCAUCAGGUGCAAAUGUCAAUUGUCAAGCCUUGGACAAAGCUACUCCCUUGUUCAUUGCUGCUCAAGAGGGCCACACAAAAUGUGUGGAGCUUUUGCUGUCCAGUGGGGCCGAUCCUGAUCUUUACUGUAAUGAGGACAAUUGGCAGUUACCUAUUCAUGCAGCUGCACAAAUGGGCCAUACAAAAAUCUUGGACUUGUUAAUACCAUUUACUAACCGGGUCUGUGAUACUGGGCCAGACAAAGUAAGCCCUGUUUAUUCAGCAAUAUUUGGAGGUCAUGAAGAUUGCCUAGAAACACUACUCCAGAAUGGCUACAGUCCAGAUGCCCAAAUGUGUCUCAUCUUUGGAUUCAGUUCUCCCAUGUGUAUGGUUUUCCAAAAGGACUGUGAGUUCUUUGGAAUUGUGAAUAUUCUUCUGAAAUAUGGAGCCCAGCUAAAUGAACUUCAUUUGGCAUACUGCCUAAAGUAUGAGAAGUUUUCAGUGUUUCGCUACUUUUUGAAGAAGGGUUGUCCAUUGGCACCAUGGAACCACACAUCUGAAUUUAUAAAUCAUGCAAUUAAAGCACAGACAAAAUAUAAGGAAUGGUUGCCACCUCUCCUGCUUGCUGGAUUUGACCCACUGAAUCUACUAUGCAGUUCUUGGAUUGACUUAGUCAGCGAUGACACCCUUAUCUUUACUUUGGAAUUUACUAACUGGAAGAGAGUGCCACCAACUGUUGAAAAAAUGCUCUCUGCUCGUGCCUCAAACUCCUCUUGGGUUCUACAGCAACAUAUUGCCUCUGUUCCAUCCUUGACCCACCUCUGUCGUUUGAAAAUUCGUUCCAGUCUAAAACCAGAACACCUACGAUCUGACAGUUUUAUCCGUCUGUUGCCACUUCCCAGCAGCCUGCAUGACUAUUUGCUUUAUGCAGAGGUUCUGAGAAUGAAUGAGAUUCCAGAACUGGCAGUUAUUCAAGAAGGAAAAAUCAGUGAAGCUUCUUAACACAACUCAUUUCUUACCACAAAAGAAAAGAACCAUGGAGUACAAAUUCUUGAUAAUUUUAUAGUUGCAAAAAAUGUAGUUUAAUAUGAAUGUUUACAAACUGGGCUUCCCAGUAAAAUAUAUUAUAAACCUCACUUAUGUUACUUUAUUGCAGUUUUAUCGCCAACAUGUUUUAUGUUAUAAUAUUCAUUUACUUGACCAUACUCUGUUUAUUAUGUUAAUGAAUGGUAAUGCUGCUUCUAGUGCUAAACAUGGCAUGUUUCCACCUGUAAUUCUGUGUUUAACUGGUGCUUGGUGCUCAGAAUGGAAUGCACAAAAUUUCUCUGGAAUUGUAUACAACUGUGGGGGCUGAACCUCUUAUUAGUAUUAAUUAUUUGAUUAUUUGGGGUUGAAUCUCUCAUGUUUAUAAAAGAACAAGUUUUCCUAUCUUGUCAUAUUCCAUUCUUAUCUCUUAAUUCAUUUACUUUUAGGAAGGAAUUGAUGUUCAUUGGCUUAUAUGUAAACUCAGGGAAAAAAUUUUUUUUAAAGAACAUGGAAAACUAAUUAUUUUGCUGUUUGUUUUUUUUUCUUCAGUUCCAUUAUACUCUGCGAAAGAAGACUUCAUUUCUAGUCUGCAAAGGCAGGAACAGAUUUUAAUUCCAAGACAUGUGGAGCUGAAAAAAUUAGGUCAGUAUUGACAUAAAUGAGAAUUUUGCCAUAUUUAGAAGACCAGUCAGGAGACUGUGAGGGACAGUCUUUUCUUUUUUUUAAAGAAAAAAAAAAAAAAAAGUGUGCAUUCCUAAGUUACUUU
Messenger RNA from Choloepus didactylus (southern two-toed sloth), 2838 nucleotides. RefSeq names its product probable G-protein coupled receptor 75. Gene Ontology annotation, molecular function: protein binding; C-C chemokine receptor activity; transcription cis-regulatory region binding. The transcript has 10 exons. Gene Ontology annotation, cellular component: membrane; cytoplasm; nucleus. NCBI's taxonomy places the organism in Eukaryota, Metazoa, Chordata, Mammalia, Pilosa, Megalonychidae. The record is from RefSeq and is a predicted model, not a curated record. Gene Ontology annotation, biological process: positive regulation of transcription by RNA polymerase II; intracellular signal transduction; G protein-coupled receptor signaling pathway. The coding region runs from base 471 to 2048 and encodes 525 amino acids.